Messenger RNA from Colias croceus (clouded yellow), 1056 nucleotides. RefSeq lists its product as uncharacterized. NCBI's taxonomy places the organism in Eukaryota, Metazoa, Arthropoda, Insecta, Lepidoptera, Pieridae. Gene Ontology annotation, molecular function: protein binding. The coding region runs from base 201 to 1010 and encodes 269 amino acids. The record is from RefSeq and is a predicted model, not a curated record. The transcript has a single exon.
UGAAGCUACAAGUUUUUACCGCGGUUUUACUAUUUGGGCUUGCCUGCGCCGCCCCUCCCGAAAGGGAUGCUACGAUUAUCACAAAGCAAUACUUUUCCGAAUCAUAUGUCAAGUACACAGGCGAACAUGAAAUAGUCAACCUAUUGGUUCCCCUAAACGCUUUAAACUUUGACGACCUGAGUUCUGCCAUAGAUGAGGCUAUGAAAUCGUAUAAGACCUCAGAAGAUAUCAACAAAGUAACCAUUUUCUUUGCUCAGGCUGACAUUGAUGAAAGCGGAAAGCGUACUUACCACGGUCUAUACGCAUUAAAGAACGGUGUAGCGAGGAGGAUUCUAGAAAACGGAAGAGAUGCAUCUGCUUCAGUUGAUGAUCAGAAAACAGUAUUCUUAGCUGCAAGUGACGGUGUGUAUCUCUUCGAUGGUGAAGACCGUUCAGUGCAACAGUACGGCUCUAUUACUGACAGUGUGAUUGGUAUCGCUAAAGAGAGCGAAGGCGAGGUAUUAUACAUAUUAACUGAAGACAAUUCUGUAUACAAAGUCACUGACAACGGUAACAAGAAAGAAAAAGUUGAAGAUAUUGAAAACGCGCAACAAAUCAAACUGGACAACGAAGGCAAUUUGUUCUUCUAUACACCUGACAAGAAAGUACAUGUGCGAACAUCUGAAGGAGUGAAACAAAUUGACAGUUUGCCAGAAAAUCCUUCCAGCAUUGUGCUGGUCAAUUGCCCGGUUGUUCUUGAAGAGGGUCUUACGGUACUCGUUGAUCGUGAUCUCUACAUUGUUUACAAGAAUGGAACUAGCGAAUUCUAUGGUCUUGAAUUCGCACCUGAUUUCAUGCCCACUGCUUUUGGCCCAGAAGCGACACUCUUCCAAUAUCAUGCUUAUGAUAAGAAAAUCUACGAAUUCAAUGUAGUUGCAUUAUUGAAUGCAGAGGAAUCUAAAAGGAGUGAAAAGCCCGAUGGUUUACUUAAGUUUGUUACUGAAAAACGGGCCCAAAAGAAUAAGGUUUAAGCUGAGUUUUAAAUAUUAUUUAAAAUAAAACAAUCACAUAACUGAA